GAUCGGUCUUGAUUGGCCGCCGACGACACAUUUGCGAUACACAGUUGAAUACAAAAGAUUCAAAUGGACGUGAAAUAUAAGCAUCGUUGAAACAGCGUGCUGUGCGAGAGGGACCGUUCAGUCAAUGUGAUGUGAGACACGAUUGGAAGCUCUUGUGGAAGCCGAAGCGUCGUCUCGGCAGAGCGUGAUAUAAAAGAUGAGCAUCACCGGGAAACGGCUGUACAACAAGCUUCGCGGACUGCGUCCGGAUCUGUCGUCGGGCACCACGUCCGAGAUUUUGAGCAAAAUAUGCGACGACCCGAGCACGCAGCCCUUCCUGGAGUGGUUCUGCAAGAACGUGAGCAGCGCCAAUAUUCUCACCUACGAGGAGAUAAAAUUAAAAAAUAUGUUGGAAGAUGCGGGCGAGAUGUUAGAGGGCGAGGCGUUGGACGCCGCGUUGAAGGAGGCCACCAGAGAUUGCCCGGACUUGUUGCAGCUCGUCGACCCGGACGAUACGCGUCGAGAGGAUCUAUUUGUGGAAUACGAAGCGUUGAAGGAGAGCUGCAAGGAGGAUGAGGAGUAUCUACAGUCGUUGAAGAACAGUAUGAGAACUCUGAGAGAAAUCGAGAACAAGCUGGACGACGACACCGAAGAGGCGGAAACUAUGCUGAACAAAGAGCAGAUUGAGACGGAAAAGGCGUACGACGAUUGCAGUGUCAUUCUGAAGGAAUUUGAUAAGGACAAUUGUCAGUUUUCCAAGGAUAUCGAGAGUCUGCUGAAUGUGUACGCCAAUGCCGCUAAGAAUCAAGGCAGCGCGGUGUUGUGGUCGCAAAUGCUCACCGACUUGUUUAUUAAACAGAUAGAACUGUACAAUCAUUAUCUGGGUAUUCAUAUAAAGAAGCAGUUUGGAACUAAUGCUAACAAGGGAGAGCAAGAAGAGGAUUCAGAUUAUGGAUCUCUAAUAAAUGAUAGCAGGGACAAGCAGAUGGACGAAAGGAUGCAAGAGUUAUAUUUGUGUAAGACAAAUUUAACCAACUCUAAAUUCGAAGAGAUCAAUGCUAGCGUUCAAGAGGAAUCUUGCGUGGCGAUGUUACAGUGCGCACAGGACAUCUACAACGGCGGAAUUUUAAAAGUGCCCGAGGAUAGUAAAUUGCACGACGAGAUACAAAUGUUGACCAUGAAACGGGAUAUCUUGGAGCAGAACGUCGAGCUUUUGCGGGAUCAGCAGUUACCGGCGAUAGUGCAAUACGCGGAAAUGGAGACGAUAAAGAUCCUGAAGAACGACGCACUCGCCCGUCUCGAGCGGAGGAAAGCCCGCCUCGAGAAGCUCAAGAAUUUACAUUCUCUCGCGGGGGAGCACGGACACGUUCACGUGGACCUGCUGUGUAUGUUAAUGGAAAUGCAAUUUCGCUGCCUGCGCGAGGUUGCCGAAUUCAUCGCCGACGCUCGUCAUUACAUUGUCACGGAAUACAAGCUCUCUUCGGCGAGAUGCGAAGUGAUGCAGCAGGAACAGGACGAAUAUGCGAGCCUCGUAACGCAAUCUUCAAAAGCGUACAACGCGUUUAAACGAAUAUUCAUAUCCAUGAUGCUCGGUGACGAUGUCCCGGACGAUGUCUCGCUCUCUACCGCGUUGAAAAGAUACGAUGAUUUAUUAGCCGACAACGCGGAGAAGAAGAAAUCGAUAUUGCAAACAUAUCUGACUAAUAACAUCGACAAGUUACAGAAGUUGGAGAAUGAAAUUAACAAGGAUUACACGGCCGAGACGCAAAAUGGACCGACGAUCAGCCUCAAGCCGAUCUCAUUUGAAAUAAGCUCCAAGUGCGAGGAAAUAUCCGCGAGCGUUCAAGAAGUGCAAAAAGAUAUAACAAAGAUCAGGAGUCGGUUCAAGGAACGAAUGAGGAUGGACGCCAAUCUGGAACGCGAGAAGGACAUUUUGUGGCAGAGAUUCUUGGCAGAACCCGAUACGUUAAGAAUGGGAUACGAGGAAGCGAAACGAAAAGCGAACGAGUCUCACUUCGGAGAGGACGGCGUAGAAAGUAAACCGAGUCAGUAAAUUGACGAAUUUACAAAAUCAAUGUUGUACAGGAAGAAGACACCGCAGUAGCACAGACUUCGAGGCUAUAAAAUUUGUACCGAGCACGUGCGAGUAGAGAGAGAGAGAGAGAGUGUGUGUGAAGGGAAGAGGAGAGGAAGAGUACACACGAGUAUCGAAGAUACUCCUCAAGCUGUUAAACAAGGACAAUCAGAUCCUGGGCCCCCAGGAUUACAUACACAGUUCCACUUCGAGUGAGUAAACUGCGAUGUUCGCAGCCGAUUCAACGAUUAAUUAUAUAUAUUAACGAUGCCUUUGCAUUGCGUGGCGGAAGUAUUAGGGGCACAAUGCGCCACGGAGAGGAGGACAUACAAGAGACACGGUGAUCUCAUUUAUUUUUUCAUGAUGCGCGCAACGAGCGGGCCACGGGCCCGCCGAUCGAUGCGAGGCGAGAUCAUUGAUAGUUUAGCGUAUAUAGGCUCGGUUUAGUUCCCGACAGCUGCGUCCUUAAUCCUAAAGGGUACAAGAUACUGUCUGUCCGUUCGGCGAAAAGCGGAAGCAAGCGAGUGGGGGGAGUGUUACUGUUGGCUAGGAGAGGGAGGUCGGCGGAAGCUUUACACGAAGACGCUCACGUCCGCGAGGAGCGUGUCGUGAGAAUCGGACUGACAAUUCGUUGUACAAACGGAGGUUUCCGUCGCCCAGGCUGAGUAUGGGCGAUUUUGUCUCAUUUAUGAAAUUGUAUAUCGAGGAAGGAGCGAUUUUUUUGAAAAUUAGCGAAAGACUGCGUUGCGAGGUGAAGGAGAAAUCUCUACGGGAUUCCGAUUCGUUGUAUCGUUUAGGAUAAAACGCGCUGGAGUAUUAACGAAGAGACGUGUAAGAAUGUCAAAGAUUUAGAUAAUGUCCACGUUGCGGGGAAUCUCCGCGGGAGGGAAAUGAAAAAAAAAAGAGAUGGUCGGAGGGAGGAACCGCGACCGCGCGUUAACGUGGAUCUGUAUAAUAAUACAUUUAGCUUUAUAUCCCUUUCUCUGUGCAUGUUUUAGUGCAUAGUUACUUAUCGCUAUCGAUCGCUAGAGGAGAGACACGCUGUGUGUUGUUGUGUAAACAUACAUUGUAUCCGCACGUACAAGAUAUACGCGUGCGUUGCACGAGUUCGCGCGGCGAGAUGCUGCUCCAUCGUCGCGUGAUUCAUUUCAUCGCGGGUUUAAAGAUAAGGGAGGGAGGAGCGAGAGAGAGAGAGAGAGAUAUCCGUAAUACGAGAAUCCCUACGAGGCAGCAGUGACGUCACGGGUUGACAUAAUUACAAAGAGGACUAUUACUCCUCGCGAUAAUAUCGCCGUGAUGACGCGCGGUGCCGCUUAUUACUAAUUUCUCAUCGCGCGAGGUUUCUAUUCCGAAAUCUCGCAAUCAACUCGAGGAAGGAGCCCUCGAUUAUUCCCGGGAGCGCGCGCGAGUGACGUCACGGCUGCAGCGUCCGGGAUUUUAUUGUACACGUGGCGUAAAACGCGGUCGCGGCGGCACACAUACACACACAAACACACGAAUGACGCAAUAAAACGACACACUUGUAUGUAUAGCGCGACACCCGUAGGAUUCGAAGAAACGAGGGAUCGUUUCGUGGCUUCGGGGGGGUCGGUCUCGCGACGACGGUUUUUGCCGCCUUAUCCGACUAAUUAGAUAAGCUAGCAAUUAGUUACCGCGCGUACCUAUAUUGCGAGCGGAGCGAACGAAUUGCGUCAGGAUUCCACUGUUCCGGACGGGGAUGCCUGUGUGCGUGCGUGCGUGAGCAGUGUGAGUGCGUGCGUGAGCAACGUGAGUGCGAGCGAGAGCGUGCGUGGGAAGAGCGUUGCGUUAGUCACUUCGUUCUCUUUUUCCUCUCUUUUUUUUUUCUACAUGAGUGAGCGCAAUCCUUCGUUCUUUUCUAUAAGUUUUCGUCGUUAAAGAACCGUGCAUUAUGGAAACUAUAUCUCGUUGUGAUCGCGCCGGGCUCGCACGUCCGGCAAGUCUUAAUUAAAUGAAAAAAAUAAAUAAAGUUCAAAGUUUCGAUGCAGA
Messenger RNA from Wasmannia auropunctata (little fire ant), 4060 nucleotides. Its product is annotated as HAUS augmin-like complex subunit 3. The record is from RefSeq and is a predicted model, not a curated record. The coding region runs from base 197 to 2032 and encodes 611 amino acids. Lineage: Eukaryota; Metazoa; Arthropoda; Insecta; Hymenoptera; Formicidae. Gene Ontology annotation, biological process: centrosome cycle; spindle assembly. Gene Ontology annotation, cellular component: HAUS complex; mitotic spindle; centrosome. The transcript has 10 exons.